Messenger RNA from Angiostrongylus costaricensis, 2187 nucleotides. The record is from the annotation of a GenBank genome assembly. NCBI's taxonomy places the organism in Eukaryota, Metazoa, Nematoda, Chromadorea, Rhabditida, Metastrongylidae.
AUGAAAUGUGCUGCCGAAAUCUACAAGGAUUCGAAUAUUCCCCCUAUGGAUGUUGAGAUACGACGUGCACUGAUGCCACUGGAACGCUGUAAUGCGCAGUCAUCAAGCACAGCGUCUACUAAAGUAGCUAACAAAAAAGAUUUGGCACAUGAUCGCCAGGCUGCACAAACACGUGGACGAUCUAUUGGAAGCUUUGCAGUAAUAAAUCGACCAUUAGUCAAGGAUGUGGACAAUGAUUUCGAUCUAGAUUUUCCCAAAGGUCUAACUGGUUUGUACAACUUGGGUAAUACCUGCUAUUUCAAUGCUUCCAUCCAAGUUUUAUCCAACUGUCCUCCAUUUUCGGACUAUUUUCGUGACAAGGAAGAUCUACGUCCGUAUGCUACUCAUGAACCGCUUGUGGCUCACACGAUGGUACAGUUAAUCCAAAAGCUGUGGAGCGCUAAACGUGAGCCAGCUGUCUUUCCCAAGGCGUUGCUAGCUCGAGUUCGUGACAGUUAUCCUCAGUUUCGUGGAUGGAUUCAACAGGAUGCUCAAGAGCUAAUUCGCUGCCUUUUGGAAUUGCUUCACAGCGAGCUUGCUCAACCGGUUUAUGACUAUGAAGAUUAUUCUGUGCUUACACCAAGAGAUCUAGAAAGGCAGAACUCUACGAGCUCUAAUGGAAGUGAUCAGUUAGUCAUAGUCGGCUUGAAAAUAUUUCAACUACGGUCAGAAAACGGUUUGAGACUGCAGAUAGUGGGUGGAGUUCUGAUGGCGACACAACGUGUACUUCAACAGGUUCUCGUGCAAGUGCUUCCACUCAUUCUGAAAAGUGACUUGUCUCUUCCCAUCCCAUCGGCAGAGCAUUUGUCGCGAAUUCGGCAAUGCAGUAGCGGAGAUUCGGAAAGUGGAGACGGAAUAGGGAGCGAGUCCAGUGAAGGCUAUAGGCCAUGGUUUUCUUGGCUUCGAUCGCUAAGUGGUAUAUUUAUGACACCGUCCGUUUCACUUGAGGAUUGUUUUUCUGCUUUCUUCUCACCUGAUCGCCUUGUUGGGGACGACAUGUAUUCAUGCGACAGAUGUAAGAAGCUCAGAAACGGUGUGAAAAUCUGUCGCAUCAGCCGUCUUCCUGAAGUGUUGUGUGUACACAUUAAAAGAUUUCGACACGAUUCCUAUUGCAGCUCAAAGAUAUCCACCCGAGUAUCAUUUCCAUUAGUUGAUCUGGACUUGUCGAAUUUCUCGGUAACCUCAGAGAAGGUGCCACUUUAUGAUCUUUGUGGUUUUAUCACUCAUCAAGGAGGCGGAGCAGAUAGUGGACAUUAUUUGGCAUAUUGCCGCAACGAAAUUGACGGGAAUUGGUACGAAUACGACGAUAACAUGUUAACAAAGCUGGACUCUGCUCAUGUCCUCGCGAAAGAAGCAUAUGUUCUUUUCUAUCAGAAGAGACCAUCUGUACUUAUUGAAGCUGCUCGGCGUAGAACUAUGGAGAUGCUAUAUGCUGAGGAGACUGUUAAGGUUCACUCAAAGUCACAACUAUAUAUUUCUUCCGAAUGGCUUUUGAAACUAAGUACAUUUUCUGAUCCGGGACCAGUAACGAACUAUUCGUUUCUGUGCCGGCAUGGUCAUCUUCUACCUCGUCGAGUUGAUUAUCUGUCCAGACUUUGUACACCUGUCCCUGCCGAUCUUGGAUACUAUCUGCUUAAUAAAUUUGGAGGAGGUCCUGCAGUCAACGCAUUACAUUAUUGCUUGGUUUGUGACAAAUACUGGCGUUGGCUACAAGAAAAGAGGGCCGUAGAACAACUAAGAUUCCGGCAGCUUGAAGACGCAAUUCGCUCUACAUUAUGCUCUGGCUCCGUAGAAUCACUAUAUUCAAGUCACCUACCUCCUUCGGUUAUAAGCAGGGCUUGGUUUAUGUCAUGGGAGAAGUUUAUCAAUCAUCCUUGUAGCGAACCACCUGGACCUAUCGACAAUACCGUGCUACUUUGUAAAGCAGUAGAUGGCACCGAACGGUUGAAGCCGCGCUCAAACUUUAUGCGUAUUGAGCGAGAAUUAUAUAUGUUUUUGCGGACGAUCUAUGGCGGUGGACCGGAAGUUUUCUUGAUGGAAGAGCCACAAUGGACUGAAUCGGAGCUUUCGGAAGUAUUAUCUGAAGUUGAAAAAAAGAUGUGGACACCAAAUCCAGAUGUGACUUGCCAACGACUUAACGCUGGAUAG